Messenger RNA from Trametes versicolor FP-101664 SS1, 1377 nucleotides. RefSeq lists its product as uncharacterized. The coding region runs from base 1 to 1377 and encodes 458 amino acids. Lineage: Eukaryota; Fungi; Basidiomycota; Agaricomycetes; Polyporales; Polyporaceae. The transcript is spliced from 8 exons. The record is from RefSeq and is a predicted model, not a curated record.
AUGGUCAGGUUCUACGGCAACGAGAGACAAUAUCUGCGCGACCAGUGGAAGCUACCGGACAUCCAGCACAUCGUCAACCGCCCCGAGACGAAUGGGAGAAUCCAAGACAUCGCCAACGUGCUCUGUCCUCUUUUCACGAAGAAGUUCAAGUCGCCGUGGCCGGGAGAAUCCCCCACGAGCUUCGCUAAGCGGAAGCGCAACAUGACGAGGGCGAAGAAAUUGGAGGCGAAGGCCCAUCCUGCUGAAACCCAGGAGGAGUUCGAGGAACGCAUGAAGAACCUGCCCAAGAUCAUGUAUACAUGGGUCUCCGACGAGCUGCACACGAAUCCCAAACGGCAGGCUUCAUCGUCGGCUCCUGUGGUGCAAAUCCCCCUCGUUCCGCUGCCCAAGAUUCGCACUCGCAGGCGCAGCGCCCUCGAUAUGUACAUCAAGGAAGCACCUAGAAGGUCGGGCAGCCCGACCUCCGGCCGGUUCGACGUGAACGAGUACCGCGCCAGCUGCAAGGAUACGCUCGAGGACUUCACGCCUGAUCAGCUUGCGACGUACGAGGCGAAGGCGCAAGCCUUCAACGACAAGUUUGUUCGGCCACCGAAUGCCCAAGACGGACCUGCCGAGGCGCCUCCCGCUCUCCCCGCUGAAGCAGUAGCCUACUGGCUGGACCGCACUAUCGAUGCCCUCUACGAGCAGCUUGGCUGGGGCGGGGUGUUUAUCGUCGGAGGGCCAGGGUUGAGCGGUGAACCGGUGCAUUACAUUGCGGAGCGCGGGAAGAACCGCCACGGGCUGACAUUCCUCGAAGCCCUGCGCCAGCUUGGGAGGUGGACGCCGCAGGAAUUCGAGGGGUUGGUGGGUUUAUGGUUGGAGCAGAGUCGUAAGACCACCGCCAGCUCUGAUCUAGCGCCGUUCGUCGGGAAUGCGGAGAGGAUGCUGCAAGGCAUGCGAACUGCGUCGUCUCCACGCGUCACGGGACUUGCGGGUUCGCCAUCUUCGGCGAGUGGCGGGGUCGUACGCCGUGCGAAUGGGAGCCCAAACAAGUCGCUGCACGGAAGCGAACCCAGCACCCCAGCUCGUUCGCGGACGAUUGCGUCACCCCGGGCCACCCCGCGUGGCACUUCGGCGUCCAUUCAAGACAUCCCGUACGGCUCGUUCACAGUCGUCACUCCCGAAGGCGCCCCGCGCACUCCCGCGCGGUCCCCUCCUUCGCCAGAGGCGGUUCCGACCGCUGGAGACGUUGCGUCGCCCGCACCCAAUGUGCGCCGCAAGAAGGGUAAAAAGGCUAAGCGGACGACAGGAGUGCAGAUGCCGGUGCCCGACCCCGACCAGGAGACCUUGAAUGGGCUCGGUCACGGUCCUGAAGGUGAAAAGGAAGGCGUCGGUUGA